CUAUUAGCAUUUUAUCCUCAAAUCUAAAACCCCAAAUUCUCUUACUUCAAAUUACCACCAACAAAAAAUUUCAAAAAUAAACCAACAAAAACAAUGACGAAAAUCGAUUUCCUCCGCCGCAUCCUCCUCGGUUGCUUCACAAUCCCAACCCCAUCAACAACCUCAACACUACCAACAACCACCAAGAAACGCCUCAGCACGUCCUUACGAGACGACAUCGUUUUCGGUUCUUUCGACAACACUCAAGAUUCACCUUCUUGUUCCUCCCCAACUUCUACUAGCAGCGAUACAGACAGCAUAAUCACCCAAUUCGCCCCACCACGCCCUUCCAAAUCCAUGGUUAUCUGCACUUUCUUCGGCCACCGCGGCGGCCACCACGUGUUCUUCUGUGUCCAAACCAACCGAAUUUCACCCAAACCCUCCCUCCUUCUAGAACUUUCUAUUUCCACCCGAAAUCUCGUCAAAGAGAUGGGAUAUGGGGUUCUUCGAAUCGCAUUGGAAUGUAAGAGUUCUGAAUUGGGUUCUUGUCCUUUACAUUUGGUUCCUGUUUGGACAUUGUUCUGUAAUGGCCGAAGAGUUGGGUUCGCUACUCGUCGGAAGGCGAAUACAGAGAUUCGAGAGUUGUUGAAGAAGAUGCAGAGUAUUACAAUGGGUGCUGGUGUAAUUCUGGAUAAUAAAGAGAUUGAAGGAGAAAAUGAGAAAGAAAGAAGGGAGGUAAUGUAUAUGAGGGCUAAUUAUGAUUGGGUAAUUGGGGGUGCUGAUUCUGAAUCUUUUCAUUUGAUUAAUGGAAUUGAUGAAUCUUCUAGUCAAGAACUUAGCGUUUUCUUGCUCAGAUCUGUGUAACCCAUCAAUCAAGAUCAUGAUAUAUACUGUAAUGGAGAAUCAUUUGAUGGUUGAUGAUUGAUGAACUAACUGAAUUAGGGUAUUGUUGUAAUUUUUUAGGGGUUAUGAAAUACUGACCAGGGUUUUCAAUGGGGUGAAGGUAGUGUCCAUAGUGCAAAAAUACUGCUCACGGUUGCGGUAACGGUCGUAAUAUAAAUGAUUUCACAGUUAAACGGUAAAUUCAAAAAUCUUACAGUACGACUAUGAUAUGGUAUUGUAAUGGAGUCUUUGUUUUUGCACUAUACAUGGUAAUGUCUACAGAGAAAGGAGGUAAUUGAAAACCGUGCAAUUUAAUGGUAGUUUAGAGUUUUUCAAUUUCUUAUUGAAAUUUUAACCAAUUCUAUUGUAUUUGUUCCAUUAAGCUCAUUAUAUUUGUUCCUUUUAGAUAGGGUUUUUAUUUGAAACAAAAAGAAAC
Amaranthus tricolor (Joseph's coat) is the source of this 1297-nucleotide messenger RNA. Its product is annotated as protein MIZU-KUSSEI 1-like. Lineage: Eukaryota; Viridiplantae; Streptophyta; Magnoliopsida; Caryophyllales; Amaranthaceae. The transcript has a single exon. Bases 94 to 843 code for a protein of 249 amino acids. Gene Ontology annotation, biological process: hydrotropism. The record is from RefSeq and is a predicted model, not a curated record.